GUCACAGGAACUCUUCCCCUCUUACCCUUCUCCUUCUUAAUUCCCUCUUCUACUCUGUUUCCUCCCUUGCUUUUAAUUAUUCUUCUGCCUUUUAGCUUCGUCACUGAAAAUUUUACACAUGCAGCUUCCUUUCCUCUUAGUCUUCCUCAUCCAUGUCGCCUAUUCUGAGUGAACUCUUCCUCUCCGGGUGCAUGCUAAGUUCCACAUUGAGGCGCAGGACUCAAAUGGUCCAGUCCUUCUCCGUCGUCUUCCUCUACUGGUUCUAUGUGUUCUCGUAAACUCGUUCUCCUUCCCGUCCCUUGAAUAGCCGUCGAAAUAUAAUUUCUCCUAGAUUUGUAGCAGCCGUAAUUUCCCCUAAAUCCUACUCGAGAUCUUAGUGUAUUUUUUUUGUACGUGUCCUAAGUAAAGUUCGACUCUGGUUUGUCGCUGCACCAUACGAACGAAUCGCGCUGCAACGUUUCUCAAGUUUGGAUUUUGAUGACUGUAACUUGGAUGGGUUGUGGAAGUGCAACUUCGUCGGGGUCGACGAGCCGAAAGCUGACCCCCGGUUCGACGUCGGAGGAGGAGGAGCACCGGGCGUUGAUCGCGCAGAGGAAGCUCCGACGGAUGCUGUCGAACCGGGAGUCGGCGCGGCGGUCGCGCUUGCGGAAGCAGAAGCACAUGCAGGACCUGACGGCGCAGGUGGGGCGUCUGAGGAAGGAGAACGGCCAGAUCCUGGUGGCUCUCGACGCCACCGCGCAGCUCUACGCCGGCGUCGAGGCUGAGAACACCGUGCUCAGGGCGCAGGCCGAGGAGCUAAGUGCCAGACUCACGUCCCUCAACGAGAUCGCCUACUGCUACUUGGUAGAAAUGGAAGGGGGAAGCUCGAUGGUAGCCAACGAGGUGGGCAUUCAUGGCGGCUGUUACUGCCCUGCCAUCCUGUAAGCAAGCUUUGCCUCUUCGUUUCGGGUGCUGGCAAUGCCUUAAGGUAAGCAAUUAAAGUCUAAUCCAGAUUAAGGAAGGUAGUAGAGAAGGAGCUAGCUGUACUGGUGCUAAUUAAGUGUGAUUUUGCAGCGCUUAAGUGGCUAAUAAUGAGUAAUUAGUGAAAAUGCAUGCGAGCUUCGAGUUGGUAAAGUUGUGGAUCGAUUAAUGGCGUAUCUUUGUGUAAGGGUUCUUCUAUUUUAUAUGCUGUCUCGAUUUUGGGAAUCAGAUUCUUUGAA
This is a messenger RNA of Zingiber officinale, 1199 nucleotides long. Its product is annotated as bZIP transcription factor 11-like. Gene Ontology annotation, biological process: positive regulation of DNA-templated transcription. The record is from RefSeq and is a predicted model, not a curated record. Gene Ontology annotation, molecular function: transcription cis-regulatory region binding; DNA-binding transcription factor activity. NCBI's taxonomy places the organism in Eukaryota, Viridiplantae, Streptophyta, Magnoliopsida, Zingiberales, Zingiberaceae. Bases 478 to 924 code for a protein of 148 amino acids. The transcript has a single exon. Gene Ontology annotation, cellular component: nucleus.